GGAGCGCGACUCGGAGCGGGGCGGGGAAAGACGGGCUUGUCCUCAAUCUACAUAGCACCGGUGGUAUUCUACAAAGGUGGGGUGUGUCGUCACACCACCGACUUUUCCCUUCACAACUCAACCUGCACUCACGCCUCUCACGCCGCCCUUCACGCCGCCUUUCACGCCGCUUCCCACGCCACAACCACCACCACUACGAGUGACGAAACAACGGCAGCAAUGAACCGCCUCCUCACGACCCUAAAGCUAACGGGCACCUUCGCGCUCGGCGUGCUAACCGGCGUGCACUUUAAUUUCUCGCUGCAAACGCUGCGGACGCUUCUCGCGCUCAACUCUGCCUCACAAGCCCGCCGCGCAUUCACAAUAUCCCUGGGCCUCCUGCGGUCGACGGUGCGGCCGCUGGAGCUCAUCGCGGCAGCGUCGCUACUGACCGCGUGGCUGCUCUCGCCGCGCGGGGGGAAGCAUCCGUACCUCCUACUGGCGACGCUGCCGGUUGCCGCUGCGGUGGGCGUUGAGAGGUUGAAGCUGGUCGGGGUGGAGUAUGGAGUUCAGACACUUGGUGAGGGGGAGGUGAAAGAAGGGGAGAGGGAUGGGGUAAAGGGAGAGGCGGAGGUUAAUGGUGAGGCCGUGCAGGGCGGCAUGGAGGCGUGGAAGCAGUGGGGGUUGGUUAGGGGCGGGAUUGUCGGUGUGGGCUUUGGGAUCGCGUUGGUGGGGGUUUAUGGGGAUUUUAUGUAGUACGGAGGGCGGAAUUGCUGGCGGAGAGGAUUGACGGUGAUGAGCGAGGCUGUGGUGCUCAGGCUUCUACUCUACUCUACUGCUUGCUCCCCCACCGUGCUCAUUGUCUCCCGCACGUAGAAAAUCAAUGGGCGGUCGUUGCCCGUCGUUGCACGUCGU
Tricharina praecox is the source of this 894-nucleotide messenger RNA. RefSeq lists its product as uncharacterized. Gene Ontology annotation, cellular component: mitochondrion. Lineage: Eukaryota; Fungi; Ascomycota; Pezizomycetes; Pezizales; Pyronemataceae. Gene Ontology annotation, biological process: autophagy of mitochondrion. The record is from RefSeq and is a predicted model, not a curated record. The coding region runs from base 220 to 735 and encodes 171 amino acids. The transcript is spliced from 2 exons.